Diaporthe amygdali is the source of this 1638-nucleotide messenger RNA. RefSeq lists its product as uncharacterized. The transcript has 5 exons. Bases 1 to 1638 code for a protein of 545 amino acids. The record is from RefSeq and is a predicted model, not a curated record. NCBI's taxonomy places the organism in Eukaryota, Fungi, Ascomycota, Sordariomycetes, Diaporthales, Diaporthaceae.
AUGAACUCACGAGAGCAGCUGCCUGUCUGGGCUAACUGCUCAGGUGAUCUUGGUCGCGGCAACGAAACAUUUUGGAGGGACGCCCUCCAGCCCAACUCUGAUAUCUCCGGGCUCGGUGUUGUUAUCAGUUACCUCGGUACAGGAUGGCUCGCUGUAUUAGUACUUUGCUGCCAUUACUUCAUCACUUUCGAUCCGGACGUGAAUCCUUUUCCGCCUCAUAUCACUGACGAGGACUUGGAAUAUGCAUCAAAUUCUGUGACGGGGGAUGUCGUUUGGACUCCAAAUAUCGUGGACCAGCGUAUCCAUCGCUUCGGAAGAGUCUGCAUUGCGAGUUUGUCAUCCGCCAUCACUCGUAUACUUCCUAACAGCGACCAUUCACAUGGAGACAUGGAUAAAGAAAGGCUUCGAAAAGCAUUUCAAAAGUGUAUUCUGGCCAUGUGUGAUAUACAGAUCCUCACUGGCAUUGGCAUGCUGUGCAGCGGGUUUAUUGUUCUAUCAACGAUGACGAUCCAGUCCUUCGAUUGGGCCGUCAUUGUUCAAUUGAGCUGGUUUGCCAACCUGACGCACCAAAGCGGCUUGGUGUUCUUGCGCAGCGAGCUCCACCAUAAAGGUCGCCAACAGGAGAGGCGUUGGAGGCAGUAUUUUCGGUCCACAGCGGCUCGAUUCUGUCGAGAAAUGGUCAUGAAAGUCUUCCAGGCAUCAUCGACAAAGGGCCGAACAGGGACACUUUUGCUACGCAAUCCAUUUCUAGCCAUGUACAUGCUGCUACGAUUUGGCGCAGACUUCUAUACUUCGACCUUCUCUGACAUAUUAUGGCUAUUGCUCAUAGCUGCAAAUGGCACAAUGAGGCUGUUUGGAAUUCUUUUCAUUCCUACCCAGUCCUUCUCCAGCUCGACGGAUACAAUAUCGGAUUUUGGACAGGUUCUGCCCCUCUUGCUAUUUGCUGCGCCUAUUUUCUCCAUGAUCCAAGCCUUCUCAAGAGGAUCUCACCCUACUAAGACAAAUACCCCGUGUACUGAGAGCCAUCCGAUUGUUGAACAAGAUGGUGGGCAUUUCGAGAUCGACGCGCCCGGACAAGGAGGCGACGAGAUUAUCGCAGAGAAUCCCGCAAACGAAUCUCGAGAAGGCUUGUUUUCUCGUCAAAAAUAUUCACAAGCCACUUGGUUGAACCACAUGAUUGUGUUGGCCGUCGCCGGAGCGAUUGUUCUCAGUUGGGUCUCGAACUUGGCCUUCACCAUUGAUGCAGCUUUCCCGCUUGUUCCGAGCGUCACUUAUCUCGUUGGUGCUGAAGACCUAUUUACUGCGGCUUUCAAUCUGUUAAUGUUUGGGUGGUACCUUAUGACAUUCGCCCACAUUGUCAUUCUAGUUAAUUUUGCCUUUACAGCCGGCAGCAAGCAUUCUCGUGUGCUCAACUGGAUGUUGGUGGGGGCCUUAAUCGCAUAUAUGGGCUGGCUGUGUCGUGGUUUACCGCUGGCUACCGACAGCUCUGCCAUGGCCUUGUGCAGCCUGCCUUUUCUGUACGCAAUCGCAUGCGUUGGUGUUAUAUUAUACGCGCGGGUGCGAAGGACUGGAAGCGUACGAACGGGUGGUGAGACCCUCGAAUUAGACAUGGGCAUUCGGCCAAAUGCAGUCGCUUGA